Lottia gigantea (owl limpet) is the source of this 705-nucleotide messenger RNA. RefSeq lists its product as hypothetical. The annotation marks the transcript as partial. The record is from RefSeq and is a predicted model, not a curated record. The transcript has 5 exons. Lineage: Eukaryota; Metazoa; Mollusca; Gastropoda; Lottiidae. Gene Ontology annotation, molecular function: ATP binding; ATP hydrolysis activity. Gene Ontology annotation, cellular component: plasma membrane.
AUGCGACCUUGUCGCAACGUGGCCGCAGCGACAUUUAAUGGCGUCUCCGAGUACGUUGUUGUUCCGGAGUCUGGUUGCCUCAGAUGGCUACAGAUGGGUGGUUUGGUUUGGUUUGGUUUGGUAUCUUCGGAUCAAUCUGCUCUGUCUCAUAAUCCGUUUCAUCAAUGCAGUGGCAAAAGUAAAACUAAUAUGUCAUCUGAGAAAACAGCAUUACUAUCCAACAGUCAUGAUGAAAUACAAACAGACAUUGACAGGAAUGUAACCUAUGGUAGUCAUGGUAAUAGCACCACCCUCAACAACGAUGAGGGGGAAUAUUAUGGUAAUCAGGUGCUUGAGAGAUCGGGCGGCGAUAUCAAUCAGAUUAAUUUAUCCUGGGAAAAUAUCAAUAUAACUGUCCACAUGAAAAGCGAGAACAAGAAAUGUUGUCGUGGUGGCGGCAGCACAGGAACCAAACGUAUUUUAAAAAGUGUAAGUGGAAUGGUGAAGCCAGGCCGUCUGCUAGCUAUAAUGGGGGCAAGUGGGGCAGGAAAAUCAACACUAAUGAAUGUAUUAACUGGUAGAAAUAUCAACCAGUACCAAUUAGAAGGACAGAUUAAAAUUAACGGUAUUGAAGUUGGGCGUGGAAUAAAAAAUAUCUCCGCCUAUUGUCAACAAGAUGAACUAUUUAUUUCUACUCUAACUGUUAGAGAACAUCUUCAAUUUAGG